AUUAUUUCGAUACAAUACGAAAUCGAAUAAAAUAUAACAUAUACAAAUGUACUUAAAAUAGAAAUCCAUUCACUAUGGUUUUCAAAUUUGUUCCAGAUAUGAAAUUAAGUUACGUGUAAAUAUGCGUAAGAAUUUUCCAGUAACAACAAAAUUAAUUAUAGUCUUGUUUUUUGUUGAUUGGUAUGAAAUUGCUUUGGUACACAGUACGGAUAUUUUAGACUUCUGGGAGCGUGAUCCUUCAUUCGAUGACGCCAGACGACAUAAUGACAAAUCUGGAGACCAUGAAAAACAUACGGACAAGCAAUUUCGGUAUAACCGGGGGAAGACACAAGAGAGGUCUCCAACAAACGCAGAAAAACGGGGAAACCGUGCCACAUACCGAAGUAGAGAUGACGCCGGCAAAAUCAAUGAAAUUCGAGGAGAUAUAGAACAAGGACGUAAUCUGAGACAAGGCAGAGAUCGUGCUGGGAAGUGGCCAAAAGUCCACCAGUACAUAAAACAAUGGAAUGUACCAUCGUCCACUCGAAUUACCCCAAUGUAUCUGAAGCAGCAACCAGAUAAAGAAACUCAGCAAAAUCGUGGGGAAUUUCCUGAAACUUUAAGUCCUUAUUUUAUAUCUCGACAUCUGAAAAGUAUUAUGGAUAAAUUUCCAAAGGCAAAUGUUACAUCUGAAACCAUAGGACGUACAGUAGAGUACAAUGACAUAGUGAUAUUGAAAAUAACAGAAACUAAACCCUCGGCAAAAAGAUUCUUUAGAGCUGAUGAAAGCAAAUACAUGGAUGAAGUGCCAGAGAAGAAAAUAGUAUUUAUAGUCCACGGAUUAAGUGUCAUGGGCAUGCGGAUGCUACCUUGUUUGACCAGGGAAGAGGAGUUUACCAGGCUUGUUUCAUAUUAUUUAGAUCACUUGGACAAGUUCGAUAUAUUUUUGAUACCGCUUGCUAAUCCAGAUGGGUACGUGAAAGUUGCGCAUCUGAUGUGGAAUAAAAAUAUGUCUCCACAAAGCGCGUGUCCUGGUGUAGCAUUGGACCGCAAUUUCGACGUUGCUUGGAACGCGACUCGAACCAUCAGCUCUUGCAGCCAGCUGUACCCAGGACCGGCUGCCUUCUCAGAAGCCGAGACUAAAGCCAUCCGAGAUGUUUUCCACCACUACAGCCACAAGAUAGUCGCUUACUUUCACGUGCAUGCUGGAAGUUAUACUUUUAGUACCUUUAAGGGUGAUGCUGUCCUCUAUCCCAAAGGCUACACAGACUCGCAGACGGAUGACGACAAAUACCUCGACUUGAGAGGUGAGAUAGAUGAAGCCAUGAAGAACGCUAGUUUCCAAAUCCUUACAGUCACUGUGGAUACCUUGUACAACUGGUACGGAAAGAUAUCUGGCAGCAGCGUGGACUAUGCCUCAUCGGUAUACGGCAUUCCCUACGCUUUGGAGCUCGUGAUGCAGUUGUAUAAUAUGGCGAGUUAUGAAGCACUGACCGAGAUAUGGAAGAGAGUUAUAGACGUCACGUUCAACAACAUUUGGAAAAAUACAUACAGUAACGAUGUUAAAUAAACAUACAUUGAAAAU
This is a messenger RNA of Manduca sexta (tobacco hornworm), 1564 nucleotides long. RefSeq lists its product as uncharacterized. Lineage: Eukaryota; Metazoa; Arthropoda; Insecta; Lepidoptera; Sphingidae. Gene Ontology annotation, biological process: proteolysis. The record is from RefSeq and is a predicted model, not a curated record. The coding region runs from base 122 to 1549 and encodes 475 amino acids. Gene Ontology annotation, molecular function: metallocarboxypeptidase activity; zinc ion binding. The transcript is spliced from 10 exons.